AUGGAGGAUGUUCUUGCUCGAUUACGAUCUAGGCUAAAGCUAACAUAUGAAGAGUUGGAAACCACACCUCCAUUGGAAGCUUGGAAGAAUAUGGAUCUCAAUACCGAUCUUCAAUUGAUAGGGCGUAUCUUGUCCCGUAAGAAGAUAAAUCGGGACGCUUUGGAAAUAACGAUGCCUAAAGUUUGGAGUCCAGUUCAUGGAACUUCAGUGGAGAAAAUAGGAGAAGGAAGAUUCAUUUUCCACUUUAAACAUAAGCUUGAUCGUGCUAAGGCUUUGGAGGACGGACCAUGGUGUUUUGAUAAGAAUUUGACCAUGCUAGACAAGAUAAGUGAGGAUAAAACUCCAAAACAAAUUAGUUUGGAUUGGCGUGACUUCUUUGUUCAUGUGUCGGGGUCGGGGCUACCGCUUCUUGAGCGGAAUAGGGCUAUGGCUACCCAUAUCGGAAACACACUGGGAUUUUUGAAGAUUAACGAAUGCAAGGAUGGCUUUCCGGUUUUUGGUGAUGUGCUACGGAUUAGAGUUUUGAUUAAUGUUACCAAGCCUUUACGUCGGCUAGUGAAACUAAGUAACACCAAAGGAGAAAUUACGGAAGUGUCUCUCGAAUAUGAACGUCUCCCAAACUUCUGCUACUACUGUGGUUUAAUGGAUCAUAUCUCUGGGGGAUGCGCAAUGGUAUACUCUUUCUCACCGGAGCAAAGGGAUGAUGAACCUCCGAUCCAUAUGGAGAUUGGCUCAAAGCUACUUCCUCCGUCGCAGGCAACGAUCCAGCAAGCAAAUUAA
Erythranthe guttata (spotted monkey flower) is the source of this 780-nucleotide messenger RNA. NCBI's taxonomy places the organism in Eukaryota, Viridiplantae, Streptophyta, Magnoliopsida, Lamiales, Phrymaceae. The record is from RefSeq and is a predicted model, not a curated record.